AGUAAAAUUAAUAAUCUAGGGUUUUCAUCUAAUAAUUUGAUACGAAGAAUACUGUUAUUACUUAAUUAAAUAAAAUAGUUUUUGUUUUGAAAGUGCUGCUUUACCGACACUAUUUUGACGUCAUUUUCUGCCAUAACCGUCGGCAACGCCAUCUACAACUCUUUGAAAACUGACACAAAUGAGACGGCUAGCAAGUUUAGUUUCGUUCGUUUCGUGUGUAUCGAUUUUUUGAGUGAAGUGAACGUAGUGUUCGUGUCCUUUAGUUUAGUGACGUUUGAUAGAAAAAUAUCUGUGAAUGGGAUUGUGUAAUAAGAUAAAACGUUUAUUUGGUGUGUGAUAUUCUGUAAAGGAUGACGAAGGACAGGUUAGCGGCGCUCCAGGCGGCGCAAAGCGACGAUGACGACGUCGGGCCCGACGAUGUCAACGUCGCUGUCGAGGGCGGCUACAUGGAUGAAUUCUUCAGUGAGGUGGAAGAAAUACGAGAGAUGAUAGACAAGAUUCAGGCAAACGUCGAAGAGGUAAAGAAGAAGCACAGUGCCAUCCUAUCCGCACCGCAGUCAGAUGAAAAAACAAAGCACGAAUUAGAAGAUCUCAUGGCUGACGUCAAGAAAACUGCCAAUAAAGUCAGAGGAAAAUUAAAACACAUAGAGCAGAACAUCGAACAAGAGGAGCACUCUAACAAAUCUUCAGCGGAUCUCAGGAUAAGAAAGACGCAGCAUUCCACGCUGUCGCGCAAGUUCGUCGAAGUGAUGACCGAGUACAACCGGACGCAGACCGACUACCGGGACCGCUGCAAGAGCAGGAUACAGCGGCAGCUGGAGAUCACCGGCCGCGCCACCACCGACGACGAGCUCGAAGAGAUGCUGGAACAGGGCAACUCCGCCGUUUUCACCCAGGGGAUAAUAAUGGAGACGCAGCAGGCCAAGCAGACGUUGGCGGACAUCGAGGCGCGGCACGCCGACAUCAUCAAGCUCGAGACCUCCAUCCGCGAGCUUCACGACAUGUUCAUGGACAUGGCGAUGCUCGUCGAAAGCCAGGGCGAACUGAUAGAUCGCGUCGAGCAUCAUGUCACGCAAGCCGCCGAGUACGUGGACACCGGCCACCACGAUAUCAAACUGGCUUACGGCUGGUACCAAAAAGCCCGAAAGAAGAAGAUCAUGAUCCUAGUGUGCCUGCUCAUACUGAGCCUGGUCGUCGUCGGCUACGUAUCCAGCAUGUUCAUGUGAGCGGCCGCUCGCGUGCCGACCGCUAAAUGCUCAAAGGACAGUGAAACAAAGAAAUAUCGUCGCAUUCAUAACGGUGCCUGCAUUCUGCCUGGCUCGGAGCCCCCGCCCGCGGUCCCGCGCGGCGCCACCCAUCAGGGCCCGUUCUGCCACCUUACAGUUGUUAAAUCAUGAGCAUUCGCUUAUACUGUUCAUUUAAUCAAAUUAUUCUAAGACGCAAUAAUCCAUGAUGUAAUUAGUAAGUACAAUAUGUAGACAUUAAUAACAAUACUUAGACCGUUUUCGUGAAUUUAUUCUUAUAACUGAAAGAUCUACAGAUAAUAAUCUAUUCGUUUAACGGAUAAAUCCGCCGACGGAAUUAGUAAUCGUAUUAUUAGUGUAAACAUAGCUAAGCGUGGAAGCUUAUAAUCAGCCUAAAGACACGACACUUAAUCAUAUUUAUGCAACAACUACAAUGUCAUUUACUAUAUUUAAAUAAUAUAACUACGCAAAACAUAUAGUAGCAUUUUCAAAACCUACGAUCUUUAAUUAAAACGGGUAAUAUUAAAGGGCAGAAAGACAGUACAAGUUAUCAGUAUUCGAAUCGGUACAGCGGUACACACGGAAGAAAGGUUCUACCUCACCUUAUACGAGUAAUUCGCAGCGUAACUGCAAGUGAGAUUACUUGCGCCAAAAUAGGUAUGAUGUUCAGCCGAAUGUUUGAUUUUGGAAGAGUGGUGUAGCCGUAAGGUUGCAACCUG
Messenger RNA from Ostrinia nubilalis (European corn borer), 1963 nucleotides. It is a transcript of the gene Syx1A, whose product is annotated as syntaxin-1A. The record is from RefSeq and is a predicted model, not a curated record. The transcript is spliced from 9 exons. Gene Ontology annotation, molecular function: SNAP receptor activity; SNARE binding. Gene Ontology annotation, biological process: exocytosis; intracellular protein transport; synaptic vesicle fusion to presynaptic active zone membrane. The coding region runs from base 351 to 1226 and encodes 291 amino acids. Gene Ontology annotation, cellular component: plasma membrane; presynaptic active zone membrane; synaptic vesicle. Lineage: Eukaryota; Metazoa; Arthropoda; Insecta; Lepidoptera; Crambidae.